GCGACUUUAUCCGUCUGGCUUUACUCUGUUAUGGAAGCCAUUUUGGGAUUUUCCUUGUAGUUAUUGUGAGUCAAGCACGUAACUUUUAUCUAUUCCCACAACGAGCGCGGAAUUUGGAUCGGGCGUUUGGAUACAUGGUUAUUUCUAUUUUAUUUUUAUAUUGCCGUCGAGAUGCGACACACAUUUGCGCAUCCUUGAACUGGAUUGUCAUUUCUGAACGGGACUAUCUUCAAAACAACGGGAGAUUAUAGAAACUGAUGGUCAAACUGCGUGCUCAGCGAGUUACCAUGGAUUUUUCCCCUCUGCACACGUAUACUCCUCCUCACUGCACUCCGGAUAACACGGGCUAUACCUAUUCACUCAGUUCAAGUUACUCGUCCGCAGCCCUCGAGUUUGAGAAGGAGCACAAAAUCAAUCCUGUGUACGACUCGCCCAGAAUGUCACGGCGUAGUUUGAGACUACAGACAACCAGUGGUUUUUAUGGUGACAACAGCUUCACUGAGCUCACGGGGAAUCACAAUGUCAGCUCCCACAAGCGGACCAGCACCACCACCAUGACCACCAGCAGCAGCAAAGUCAACAGGUCUGUGCGGAGCAGGAGGCAGCAGCAGGGGUCGUCCAUGUACGAGUCUCAGAGCGGGACUCAGACUCCACAGAACGACCAGAACACAUCAGACCUGAGCUUCAACAGUACCGCCAGUGAUGCGUCUCUGAUCUCCAGCCUGCUGGACACAUCCACGCUCAGACAGAGCUCCACCACACACAUGUACUCUGCACUGAGACGAAGAACGGCUAACAGCUCUCUGUUGGAGAAUGGAGAUGCCAGUAAAACGGAGGCGCAUGCUAAUCUGGCUAACGGCUACAUCUGUAAGGACUGUUCGUUCCACGCAGAUGGGAAGGAGGAUGAAACAGUGUUCACUUUACCGUACUCCGCAUCGUCAGUGCAUCAGACAGCUGUAGAUGGCACUGUGACCACCUCUCUGAACAGUGUGGACAAUGACAGAACAGCUCAUGACAGCUACUGUGGCAGUGUGAACGUGCGAGAUCUGGCGACCGCAGACAGACAUCUCAAUCUCAACGGCUCCCUCUGCGACGACUGCAAAGGGAAGCAGCACAUGGAAACACACAUGGAGCAUAAACGCUAUUCCUUCACCCGCCACCUAUUUACAGCCUUGUGGGCCCUUGUUUCUUACACAGGUGAUGACUACAAAGGGAAGCAGCACAUGGAAACACACAUGGAGCAUAAACGCUAUUCCUUCACCCGCCACCUAUUCACAGCCUUGUGGGCCCUUGUUUCUUACACAGGUUACGGUCUUCUGAGGGUUUGCCGAAGCUUCGGCUCUGCCGGUGCGUUUGUGACUCGGAAGCUGAAGUCCGUGCUGUGGUUGGCACUGUGUUCUCCAGGGAAAGCAGCGACUGGCGCCUUCUGGUGGCUGGGAACAGGAUGGUAUCAGCUGGUGGCGCUCAUGUCUCUGAUCAACGUCUUUCUUCUCACCAGGUGUCUGCCCAAACUACUGAAGCUUCUUCUGUUUCUGCUACCCUUCCUGCUGCUGUUCGGUUUAUGGUAUCUCGGUCCAACCAUUGCUCUGUCCUUCCUGCCAGCUGUAAACCUCACCGAGUGGAAAACAGCGUUCACUUCCAUCGCAUCACUUCCUUCCCUCCCUUCUCUGCCAUCUCUUCCCUCUUUACCUGCACUACCUUCCUUUAUAAAAGAACCACUAUUUGAAGAACAACGCAGCCCACCUUCAGCGAUCUCUCAGGCUGCAUCGGGGUCCAUUGACAGCGAGCGUUUGGCUCGACUCGAGCAGCGUGUGGCGUCACUGUGGGAAAGCGUCCAGCAGGGGGAGCUGAUAGCCAGGAAGCAGCAUGAGGAGGCCGUGGGUUCCGUUCAGGCCCUUCAGGACCAGAUAAACACACAGACAGACAGAGAGAGUCUCGGCCUGUGGGUCUCGCAGCUCCUCGAGCCCAAGUUCAGCGCACUCAAGGGAAAGAUGGAGAGAGAGACGGUCAGCAGGACAGAGACUGAGGAACAGCGCGUGCAGCAUCAGACGAGGAUCGAAACUCGACUAGCUGAGCUGGAACUUCUCCUUCAGAACCUGAACUCUAGAACUGAGGAAAUCCAUGUAACACAGCAGACUCCAGUACAGGCCCCUGUCAGUGUUGGAGUGUCUCAGGAGAACCAUGAUGCUUUGCUCUCUGAGGUUCAGAGGUUGGAAGCGGAGCUGGGCCGCAUCAGAGAAGACCUGCAAGGGGUGAUGGGAUGUCGGGGGAAAUGCGACCGGCUCGACACCAUACAUGAAACGGUGUCGGCUCAGGUGAAAAAAGAGUUGUACGCUCUGUUGUACGGUCAAAACGGGGGUGAAAUGGAGAUUCCCGAGCCCUUGUUGCCGUGGCUGGCAUCCCAGUACACACGCUCCUCUGACCUCACCGCGACCCUCAUGAUCCUGGAGCGCAGCAUUCUGGGAAACCUGUCUCUUCAGAUGCAGGAGAGCAAACAGCAGCAGUCCACCACUGAAACAAUUACUCAGACUGUCGCCCACACCGCUGGGGCUGCUGGGAUGUCAGAGGAGCAGGUGCAGUUGAUCGUCCAGCGUGCGUUAAGGCUGUACUCCGAGGAUCGCACCGGACAGGUGGACUACGCUCUGGAGUCUGGAGGUGGCAGCAUUCUCAGCACGCGCUGCUCUGAGACGUAUGAGACAAAGACGGCACUGAUGAGCCUGUUUGGGAUCCCACUGUGGUACUUCUCACAGUCUCCACGUGCCGUCAUCCAGCCGGACAUGUACCCUGGAAACUGCUGGGCGUUUAAAGGCUCCCAGGGUUAUCUGGUGAUCAGGCUGUCUUCAAGCGUGAUCCCGACCUCCUUCUGCCUGGAGCAUAUUCCCAAAAGCCUCUCUCCCUCGGGGAACAUCAGCAGCGCACCUCGACGAUUCUCUGUCUAUGGAUUAGAUGAUGAAUACCAGGAGGAAGGGAAACUACUGGGUGACUACACCUAUCAAGAUGAUGGAGAAUCACUCCAGAUCUUCCCAGUUAUGGAGAAGAAUGACAAGGCGUUCCAGAUCAUCGAGAUGCGCGUGCUUUCGAACUGGGGUCAUCCCGAUUACACCUGCCUGUAUCGCUUCAGAGUCCACGGCAAACCUCACACUCAAUAAACCCCCUUUGUACAGUACCGUAUCACCCUUUAUGUACAUACAGGAAACGCUCGGACUUUGACGCUACGUUUUUAAGACUUUAAUACGAAUGAUGGCCGAAACAGAGUUACAAGGAGCACAGCGGGAAAGAGCCGUGCAUUUCAAGCUAAGGAUUUCCCACUCGUUUCCUUCCCACUUCCCUGUUCUUGCACUGAUUCUCAUGCCCUUUCGGCCGGGCCCCGUGUUACGCUCCUGCCCCGUAGAGGUAUCUGUGCCUUCAGACAGAACACGCUUCUCUCAUUUUACUUUUGUUUUCUGAAUGUACAGAGACGUGUGAAGUUCAGGACACACUAAUGUAAGUAUCCGAGUAUCCGACUUCACCAGUCCGGAAGAGGGACGUUUUUAAAACCUUUACCACCGCUUACCCUCAUGAGAAUAUGUCUGGGUCAUAUUUCCCCCUUGGAAAGUUAUUUUUUACUAAAUCAAUCUUAUAUUAGGACUGCGAAGUUGUUGUUUUUUUUUGCAUUGUGAUGUUGUUUUUAAAUUUAAGCGACAAAAAGAAAAUCUUGUUACUGUAAUGCAAAAGUAUAUAUUAUUUAAAAAGUUUUUAUUUUUAUAUAUUUAUGAUAUCCUUCGUUUUACUGCUUUUUCAUUUGUACUGAUUUAAAUAAUUAAAUUGUAAUACAUCUUGAGAAAUUACUAUUGAGCGUCAUUUUUUUUUUCAAUAUUAUUAUUGAGAAUUUAUUCCAAUUACGUUUUUCUUUUGCAUUAUAAUAAUGUGGUCAUUUUAUAGGGAAAUGUUCCUAAUUUUCAAAUAAUGUGAUGAUGCAAAAAAAAAAAAAAACAUCGUAAAACAGUCCUUUUUUGCUUUAUAAUGCUGACUGAAGCUACCAAUCACAGUUGUGAGUUGUGUUAUUUGUACGUGCCAUUUAGGGCUGAUAUUAUUUUCAGUGUGAAAUAUGACCCAGACAGUAUUUUAUUUUUUGUACAAACGAACAGCCAUAAAUUGUAAGAGACACUAGCUUGAGCUCAGAUGGAGACGGGGAACGGGUGUUUAUGGAUGAGCAUGUGGACUAAUAUAUGUACAUUUGAACAAAACUGGACAUAAAACGCUCUCUCACUCAGUUUGUUUCUCUCGUCAGUAGUAUAUAACAUCACAGCGCAGUCAUGAUACUCCGCAGGAAUGUAACUUAUUGUAAUUAGCCCUUUUUAAUCGACUUAUCAGUGUUUAUUUUACAUAAAGGGGUGCGCCCUAUCGUCUUUAUCAUCAUUAUUUUCCUUUUUAUUGUGUUUUUGUCAAGCUUUUGAGUUAAAGUAGACAGCAGCGCACUGUUCUGUCUUUAUAAAGGAAAUGUAAGUUGCACAAGUCCUAUGUGAUUCAUUGGAUAUGUUUAAAAAGCCAGGGGUUCAUUUGCAGAACAGUGUCGUCAACACCACUAUGUUGACCUAUAAGAGUCCGUUUGUAAAAUACUAUUGAUUUGUUCGUGACUAUUUAUUUUACAGAAUUUUAGCUGAGAUAUAGGACUUUGUGCGGUGUGUUUUGUAAAAUGCUUUUCAGUGCAAAUUGGUCUGUUUAUAUUUAGUUUUGUUUUUUUUUGUUUUGUUUUUUCGGUCGUUAUAAAAUGGCUACAGUACUUUGACUUGUACCAGUAAAGAACUUUAAUUUUGA
This is a messenger RNA of Pimephales promelas (fathead minnow), 4797 nucleotides long. RefSeq names its product Sad1 and UNC84 domain containing 1b (gene sun1b). Lineage: Eukaryota; Metazoa; Chordata; Actinopteri; Cypriniformes; Leuciscidae. Gene Ontology annotation, cellular component: nuclear envelope; meiotic nuclear membrane microtubule tethering complex. The record is from RefSeq and is a predicted model, not a curated record. Gene Ontology annotation, molecular function: protein-membrane adaptor activity.